This is a messenger RNA of Vicia villosa (hairy vetch), 1093 nucleotides long. RefSeq lists its product as uncharacterized. Lineage: Eukaryota; Viridiplantae; Streptophyta; Magnoliopsida; Fabales; Fabaceae. The coding region runs from base 74 to 790 and encodes 238 amino acids. The transcript has 8 exons. The record is from RefSeq and is a predicted model, not a curated record.
GCACAAACCACUCAAUCAGACUCAACAAAACAGAGAGGGUAGCUGAGCAGCAGAGCAGAAGUGCUUUGUUGAGAUGGCAGUUUACUCUGUUCUCGACGAAGCUUCAGCGUUGGCCUCUCUUCCCGGUGACGUUGACGGUUAUAUUUCCAUUUGCGGUUACGGCUCCCUCCUCUCCGAGAAAAGUGCCCGAUCAACUUUUCCAAACCUAAUUAACUUCCGAACCGCCAGAUUAACCGGUUUCCGCCGUCUCUUCUCCUUUGUAGGACCUAUCUUCUUCACUCAUGGCAUCGCCAACCUUAGAACUCACGAAAUUGCUGCCCUCUCUGUUGAACCUUGCGAAGAUGAAACAAUUAUAAUUAGUGUUUUUGAUAUAAGCAAAACCGAGAUUCCAGCAUUUAUUCAAAGAGAGCGCGAAUAUAGCUUUUUACCUGUUUUUCCUGAAUCACUAGAUGGAAAGCCCUUUACCAAUCCAGCAGUCCUUUGUGCAUCUUACAAUGAUGAAGAAUUCUUUAAGUAUAAAUGCUCUGAAGGAAGGGAAAUAUACUUCCAACAAUAUGGAGAGUAUAAUAUCCAUAAGAUUUGGCGCGAUGACGCAUUACCAUGCCGUGUUUAUCUUCGACACUGUGUCCUAGCCGCAAAAAGCCUCGGCGAUGAGGCUUACAAUAACUUCUUGGACCAUACUUUCAUUGCUGAUCGAAAAACAACAAUACGCCAGUACUUUGAAAAAACGGGCUCAAGCAUCAUGGAAGAAGAGCCUCCUGAAUCAUUAAAAGCACGUUACAGCGGUUGAUCAGAUCUAGUAGUCGACAUACUUCACGCCUAGGCUCUAGCUUAUUGGCGUUUCCAUUUCUGAAUUUGAUUAUCGUCCCUUACUUUUGAUAUUUGAAAUCUAGAUAAUUGCAUUCUAAGAAUCACAAUUAGAAACGUCUCCAAUAUUGAUGUGUAUGGAUAAAAUGCAUCAUUGCAUGGUGCAGCAGCCUAGCACGUAAAGAAAACUAUGUUUAGAUUCAAAAAUUGUGAAUUCUCAUUGUUGGUUGUAAUAAUAUAGUAUUAUGUUUUUGAAGAAGGUCACAUGUGCAGUUUGAGCAUUCAU